Messenger RNA from Metarhizium acridum CQMa 102, 3417 nucleotides. The record is from RefSeq and is a predicted model, not a curated record. NCBI's taxonomy places the organism in Eukaryota, Fungi, Ascomycota, Sordariomycetes, Hypocreales, Clavicipitaceae.
AUGGAGUCUGGAGCGUCGCAGGAGCCUCCACCCAAGAAACGGAGGUUCUUCAGAGACCCAGGUGAGAAUUCGUCCGAUCCUAUACUGCUCAGCCCAGGACACAGUACUUCGCCUGUGCCAGCUAAGGAGUGCGUCACGGACCACGACGGCGCCAAGACGGAGCCAGAUACGCGGGUCGCACUCGUUGAGCUUUCGGAAAAUGGCACGGCCAAUAUAAAAUCAGAGUCGUCUCAGCCGACUCCUGUGCAUUUGGACGAGUCUACAACCUUGAGCUUCGACAAGGACAUGUUCGAAAGUUUCAUUGGUGACAAGGUCAGCAAUGAAGUUCUCGACAUCAUUCGGAAUGCUUGUGGCGACAAUCUCGAAAGGGCUGUCAACAUGUUCUUUGACGGCACGUACAAGAGGCUCCAGACCAAACAACAACCAUUGUUUGGAUUCAUAAGCCAGCGGCUGGCCAGUUCCCGAACCGCCCAAUCUGCGCCUAUCGAGGAGCCUACAACAAGCCCAGCUCCCUCUCGAGGAACCUUUCCACGAAAACGAUAUCUAGGUGCGUUUGGUGUAGAAGGUUGGGCAACUCGAAGCGGAAGCAACAUGCUAAAGCAUGGGGAUGUCGUCAAGAUCGAGCGCCAGAAAAGUAAACCCCCGCUCCCGCCCAAAAUCAAGAACAAACUUGGUGUUGUCAGCUCGCCCUCUCCAAAGCCUAAGACAGCGGCUUCGAGAAUAGUCGAUGUGAUUGUUCGCUUUACCAAUCAAUCCGGAACAGAAAUUGGUCGCUUGGACAAAGACGCGGCGAAUUGGGUGUCGACAUUGAUUGAUCAAGAUGUGUGUCAUUUUGAGGGAAACUGUGUAUAUGCACCUGAACGACUACGAACCAACGACACUGUGUAUUUGCAGCUGAGAUGUUCGCUGCUACGCUCUGCUUUCCAAGACCGCAGCUUUAAGCUUGCCGACGAUCGACCUAGCAACAUUUUUGAGCAAGGCGAAACCACGGAUGAGAAAGAAUUGCGCUUGCGUCAGGUCGCAUUAGUAAGACUAUUUCAAGAAAUCAACUUGCAACCAACCCGGGCAAAUUCAGCGGCCAAGGAUGCAAGGAAGGAACUGCUUCAGGCUGCUGAGAUGGACGAGCAGAAGCAACGUGAAGCUAAAAAGGCCGCGGUUCCUGGCAAGGAAUCGGAGUCAGUGCCCAACUCAUCAGAUACUGAGGAGGGGGAGGAGCUUGAGCAAGAUCAGUUGGAUGCUUUGUAUAAAAAGGCGCAGUGUUUCGAUUUCAACACCCCUGAAGCCGAACCGGCUGACAGCUUCGCCAUGACCUUGAGGCCGUACCAAAAGCAAUCCCUGCACUGGAUGAUGGCAAAGGAAAAGGACGAGAGGAGCAAUCGCGAGCCAUCCAUGCACCCUCUCUGGGAAGAGUACGAGUGGCCCACAAAGGAUGUUGAUGACAACCACUUGCCUGAAGUACAAGGAAUAUCAAAAUUCUACGUCAAUCCCUACUCUGGGGAUUUAUCGCUAGAAUUUCCAGUCCAGGAACAGCAUUGUCUUGGUGGAAUACUUGCCGACGAGAUGGGCCUGGGGAAGACAAUUCAGAUGCUUAGUCUAGUUCACUCUCAUCGAUCAGAAACGGCUCGGCAGGCUCGACUCACUAAUGGUGGCAUCUCGAGUGUCAAUCAGCUGGCUCGGUUGGGGGCAAACUCAUCCAGUUUUCUUCCAGCGCCAUGCACAACAUUGGUCGUUGCGCCAAUGUCGCUUCUGGCGCAAUGGAAAAGCGAGGCAGAAAAGGCCUCAAAGGAAGGCACAAUGAAAAUUGAGCUCUACUACGGCAAUGAGAAGACAACUAAUCUGCAAGCCCUGUGCAGCGAGUCGAAUGCUUCCCAAGCACCCGACCUCGUCAUCACCAGCUACGGCGUGGUGCUCUCUGAAUUUAGCUCCGUGGCAGCCAAGAAUGGUGAUAAGUCAUUCCACAACGGCUUGUUCUCGUUGAAAUUUUUUCGAGUCAUCCUUGACGAAGCCCACCAUAUCAAGAAUCGAUCUUCAAAAACCGCCCGAGCUUGUUAUGAGAUUUCGGCAGACCACAGAUGGGUGCUGACGGGAACGCCAAUAGUGAACAAGCUUGAAGACCUAUUUAGCUUGGUGCGAUUUCUUGGCGUGGAACCUUGGAACAACUUUUCUUUCUGGAAGACAUUCAUCACGGUGCCCUUUGAAGCGGGUGACUUUAUGAGGGCGCUGGACGUCGUGCAAACAGUAUUGGAGCCGUUGGUAAUGCGCAGGACGAAGGAUAUGAAGACGCCAGACGGCCAGCCACUUGUGCCUCUACCAUCCAAGCAGAUCGAUAUUGUUGACGUCGAGUUGUCCAAGUCUGAGCGUGAUGUAUAUGAUCACAUUUUUAACCAGGCAAGGCGGACGUUUUCUAAAAAUGUCGAGGCGGGAACUGUUAUGAGAGCAUUCACCACUAUUUAUACGCAGAUCUUACGACUGCGGCAAUCGUGCUGCCACCCUAUCCUCGUUCGAAAUCGAGACAUCGUGGCGGACGAGGUAGAAGCCGGUGCUGCUGCUGAUGCAGCGACCGGCCUGGCUGACGACAUGGAUUUGGAAACUCUAGUGGCACACUUUACUGCAACGACUGAUGAAGCAGCCAAAGACAAUUUCACAUAUGGAGCAAACGCUCUUGAGGAAAUUCGCAAUGAGGCCGAAAAGGAAUGUCCACUCUGCUUUGAUGAGCCGAUGAACGACCAGACAGUCACUGGCUGCUGGCAUUCGGCAUGCAGGAAAUGCCUACUGGAAUUCAUGAAGCAUGAAAGUGACCGUGGUGUUGUACCACGAUGCUUCAACUGUCGCGAACCCCUCAACCAGAGGGAUUUGUUCGAAGUUGUACGGCACGACGACGAAAUCGACAUGGUGUCCAAGCCCAGGAUGAGCCUACAGCGGCUAGGUGUGAAUCAUUCAUCGGCCAAAGUGGCAGCACUCAUUUCCGAGUUACGCGUUCUACGUAAAGAGCGUCCACAUAUGAAGUCGGUGGUAUUCUCCCAGUUCACUUCGUUCUUGUCACUCAUCGAACCAGCCCUGGCCCGCAUCAACGUCAAGUUCCUACGCCUCGACGGGUCCAUGGCACAAAAAGCGCGAGCCGCGGUGCUGGAAGAUUUCACCGAAAAGAAGGGCUUCAUGGUCCUUCUCAUCAGUCUGCGCGCUGGUGGAGUCGGCCUGAAUCUCACCAGCGCAGGACGAGUGUUCAUGAUGGAUCCGUGGUGGAGUUUUGCUGUAGAGGCGCAAGCCAUUGAUCGAGUACAUAGACUCGGACAGGAGGAUGAGGUGGUGAUUAAGCGAUUUAUUGUAAAGCAGAGCGUGGAAGAGCGCAUGUUGCGGGUGCAGGAACGGAAGAAAUUUAUGUAUAAGUGCAACGUCUUUGGGAAUGAUGAGCGAUGA